UCGCUGAAAGCUAAGUUCAGUUCCUUCAAGACUGUCACAGAUGCCCAGAUUGUACAACUCGAAGGGGACAAGAGAAGUCUUAUCAACCAGAGCGAAAAAGCCAAGGCGGAGCUGGAUAUAUCGCAAGCUAUGGUGAAGACCCUGGAGCAGCGUCUUGGACAGUUGCAUGGAGAGUUCGACGAGCUGAAGACAGCAUCCGAACGUAACGCGAUUGAACUCAAAGCUGCGCUGACAAACUGCCAAAACGUUGCCAACAAUCUUGAGAAAUGCAAGGACGAAUUGACGAAGGAAGUGGAGACGUACAAGAUCGAGUCCAACGCCCUCCAAGAAGAACUGCUGCUUCUGAAAACCAACAACACCAGUGUUGAUCAACUAGUCAACAGGAGCACAACUCAUCCUCGGAGGUACCUCUUCCGAACGCCUCGCAAACGCAAGACCAGGGCCAGGGCACUGAGUCACCGGAUAAGUCGGACAUGCCUACCACAAGUGAUGAAGCGUGAUACACGGUACAAGGCUACUGAUCUUGAGAACAGCACCUCAAGCCUGGGCGACGAAGGCGACGACGUUCAAGGAUACGACAACGAAUACAUUCAUGAUAGCGAGGGUGGGAAGUUGAAUAGCCUUGGCAAUGGUGAACCAUACCCAAGUAACAGGUGGAACCGCAGUGUGCAACGGAGAAGGCUAGAGAUGGCAAUAUAUGUGAUUCACGUCGGUCGGCAGACUGGACUGAGUGAGAGGCCACGUACCCAAUUUUUGUUAUGGCCUCAGAUGGCCAAUCCUCCCAAAAAGCCCAGCCAACAUACCCCAUUCACUGCUACAUCAAAGCUAACGCUUCCGGCGUCCACAGGGCAUCCCUUGUUGGACACCAGGCGGGAUACUGAUUGA
Desarmillaria tabescens is the source of this 885-nucleotide messenger RNA. RefSeq lists its product as uncharacterized. The transcript is spliced from 3 exons. Bases 130 to 885 code for a protein of 251 amino acids. The record is from RefSeq and is a predicted model, not a curated record. Lineage: Eukaryota; Fungi; Basidiomycota; Agaricomycetes; Agaricales; Physalacriaceae.